Molecule: messenger RNA, 1944 nt
Organism: Aspergillus nidulans FGSC A4
Lineage: Eukaryota; Fungi; Ascomycota; Eurotiomycetes; Eurotiales; Aspergillaceae
Exons: 2
Coding region: 1-1794 (597 amino acids)
Cellular component (GO): membrane
Source: RefSeq, a predicted model, not a curated record
AUGUCUUUGCUUGAGGCGGAGGGCGGCAAUGGCUCUGGAGGUUUCAUUCUCCAUGUGUUGUGUCCGUCCCUGCCACCGCCGAAUCGCUUCACCUUCACCAACCUUCCUCUCUCCUCAACCAUCGCCGACCUCAAAGUUCGCAUUUCGCAAACAGUCCCAUCUCGCCCUGUGCCAGACAACCAGAAGCUUUUGUAUCUGGGAAAACUGCUUUCUAACGACAGUGUCACAUUGCAAUCUCUAUUCGAACCAGUGAACGGCUCUGAGCACUCAAUACAUCUCGUACUUCCACCAACUCCGACAAACUCUGCGGACCCUGCCAAGACAGUCGCAAACGCCUCAUAUCAUUCCAACCGGGCCGACACUCCCAGAGACAACCAAUCGCGAAAUCCUGAACUGCAUGCGCCGCAACUGAGGUACCGGGAACCUAAUCCUUUAAGGCGGGAUGAGAUUGCACAGUCACUACACGAGAAUGCUACCCGUCGCCUGGCCGAACUACAACACGAUAAUGCUUAUUCUCAAGCCUCUUGGACAAGAACAUCGGCGUGGACGUCACAGCAGCUUCAUCGCCCGCCGUCCUACAUACCAGGGCCUAUGGGCGCAACUACACCAAUUACCUCGCCGUUUACUACUCUCCUAAACCUCCCAGUUGGGGAUUUCGGAGAGGGCAUUCAGCUUCCAGAAGAGACUCAGGCACGACUGAGGCUACUUAAACAGCAUAUAAGCCUUGCGGAAGAACAGAUAAACUGCGGGAUUGCUCCCGCGAUAGACCAUGUAAUUCAGCUACGCACGCAUUUAUUCAAGAUUCUUGACGACCAGCUUAGACGGCAUCCGUCGGAACGUGGCGAAUUUGUUGAGCCAUUAAUCACCCGGGUCUUUGACAUAUCUACUCGCGCCGAUGAGCUCCGUCGGCGUCAUUUGUUACCUCACAAUUCUCGUCCCUCACAUCGGCCGACAGCCCCUUUGUACCUCAUCUCUUCACCUAAUGGUUAUCAAGCCGUAUGCACACCUUACGUUGCAACAGAUGGGGAUCGGACACCAGUUACAGUGAGUACAGCCGAGACGGCAAAUUCCGCCGAGGGGCAACAUGCCAAUGCGCAGCCCAACGCAGACGCAGCAGUUAUGGAAAAUGUAGUUCGUCGCGCCGUACUCAACCAACGGCCUGUAGCCGAUGGCCAAUUUGGCAUGGGACGAAAUCUACGGCGGCUGUGGCUGUUCAUGCGGCUUUACUUCUUUUGUCAUAUGUUCAGCCAACCCGGAUCUCAAACACGGCUGCUCUAUGUAACUCUGUCGGUGAUUGCCGCGAUCCUCUCAGAAACCAACAUCCCAAGCCGAGUGUACGAGAUGAUCCUUGUUCCUGUCCAGCGACAUCUCGAAGGACUAGUACAUUUUACACCGGGGGAGCAAGCACCACUGCGCCCUCAAGGUACAGGAACAGCGGGUGGCGGAGCCGCAACAAAUCAACAGGUGGGUAUACAGCCUGGUCGCGAGGCACGCUGGGCUGGGGCCCUAUACCGUAACCUACGAAGAGUGGAACGUUCAGCGGCCCUCUUCAUCGCCAGUUUAGUACCGGGUGUAGGGGAGAGGCACAUUGAGGUGCGGAAUGCGGCCGAGGCUGCACGAAAUGCUGAGCUUGCGCGACAGGAGGAAGAACGACGGCGACAAGAAGCAGCAGCAGCAGCAGCAGCAGCAGCAGCGAACACAGACGAGGACACAGCUGGUGAGCGAAGUGCUCAGGCUACAACGGCGGCCGAAACGCAUGAAUUACAGCCCUCAAUACCCCAAGAAGCACAUUAAUUGUGCUUCUGUUUACACAUUCUUUUUGUCUUGAAUCACAAGUUGGCGUUACUGGUUGACUUAGCGUAGGCAUUAUUAAACGGUUUAUGUACAUAGGAGUUACUAGUGGCAUGAGAUUGGAGGCAACAAUAUGAGAGUCAACAUCUUUAG